This is a messenger RNA of Ahaetulla prasina, 2015 nucleotides long. RefSeq names its product mago homolog, exon junction complex subunit (gene MAGOH). The coding region runs from base 70 to 510 and encodes 146 amino acids. Gene Ontology annotation, biological process: RNA splicing. The transcript is spliced from 5 exons. Lineage: Eukaryota; Metazoa; Chordata; Lepidosauria; Squamata; Colubridae. Gene Ontology annotation, cellular component: nucleus; exon-exon junction complex; catalytic step 2 spliceosome. The record is from RefSeq and is a predicted model, not a curated record.
GCCCCUUCGCAUAGGUUAAGCUUGCUGCGCGCGGUGCAUGCUGGUUUCCUCGGCGGGAGCUCUUCGAUCAUGGCGAGCGAUUUCUAUUUGCGCUACUACGUUGGGCACAAGGGCAAGUUUGGCCAUGAGUUUCUCGAAUUCGAGUUCCGUCCGGACGGUAAACUGAGAUAUGCAAAUAACAGUAAUUACAAAAAUGAUGUCAUGAUCAGAAAAGAAGCCUAUGUACAUAAAAGUGUGAUGGAAGAAUUAAAGAGGAUCAUUGAUGACAGUGAAAUUACAAAAGAAGAUGAUGCAUUGUGGCCUCCACCAGACAGAGUUGGUCGGCAGGAGCUUGAAAUUGUGAUUGGGGAUGAACAUAUCUCUUUUACAACAUCAAAAAUUGGUUCUCUUAUUGAUGUGAAUCAGUCCAAGGAUCCAGAAGGUCUAAGAGUGUUUUAUUAUCUUGUCCAGGAUCUCAAGUGUCUAGUCUUCAGUCUCAUUGGAUUACAUUUCAAGAUUAAACCAAUUUAAAUUGUGUGGAUCUAAAUUUGUAUAGUAAAGUUUUUUGGGGUGGGAUUCUUUUCAUUCCGUAUCUUGCAUAAUGUUUAUAUUUGUCUGUUUUUAUACAGAAUGAUUUAAUAAAAACUAAGACUUUUUUUCUUUUUAUUUAGAAAGUCUUUGUUGAACAAGAUUUAUAUUUAUAUUAGGAAUGGGCUGUUUUCAUGUUCCUUAUGUUUGCAUGAACUUGAGGGAGUUGACGAAAGAGUCAACACUUCCAUCUAGAUAUGUACAUAAUUAUACUUUUAGCCUCUCUGUUGUGAACUUUUAAGUAACUAGUAUGUUCAAGAACUGUACGUGUCCAUGGAUUUUCACUUUUUUUGAAAUACAGUGGAAGAAAGCAGAGUUUCCAUAAGUCAAAACAAGUGAUUAAGGAAGAUAUUUGCAUAUCUUAAGGAACAGGUGCAACUAUACAGACCAGUAUCUUAUGGUGAUAGACAUUAUUGGGUUGUAUUUUUAAUGCAACAAAUUCUUACUAGGAAUAAGAAUUAGAUAAUUAUUUUGUAUUAAGUAGUUAAAAAUAAGAUAAAUAAAAUAGCAGUGGUGCUGCUAUCAUUUAUUGUGUUUCUCCUAAAACACGACCCACCCCAAAAAGAAGGCCCAGCACUAUUUUGUGCGCAUGCAUUAAAAUUAAGCCCUACCCCCAAAAUGUGGCCGUAUUUAAGCAUAUGCGUGGCCAGGCUUGCCGGAGGGGGCGAUAGCAGACUUUUUCGGGUGGACAGCUACUGGUAGCUGGAGUGACCAUUACAAAUAGGCAAGGGUGUGUGAGACAUGUGGGUCGCAUCUCUCGCUCUUCGGCUGCAAAAGAAGCGGCCCGGUGGCCAGGCAAGGCGCAUUGGAUGAGUGGGUCGCUCUUUUUGGCUGCGAAAGAAGCGGCCCAGUGGCCAAGCCAGGCGCGUAGGGGAAAAAUUAAGACACCCCUUGAAAAGAAGGCCUAGCCAUUUUUUCGAGGGUCAAAAGAAAAUAAGACCCGGUCGUAUUUUUGAAAAAAACACAGUAUUAGAAGGCCAGUAAUCUGCAGCAAUUUACUGAGACAUCAUGGUUCCACAUUCAUCCUAGUUUGUGGGCUUAGUUCAAUACAUUUAUUAGAACUAUUUACCGAAUUAUCAAUAACUUAGCAUCACCCCAACUUUUUGAGUUAAUUCCCAAAAUUUUUUUUUUGUCUAACAACCUUAUAUUUGAAUAAGGUAUUCUGUGAAAUAGCAAGUUUCCUAUUGAAUCAAAUAAGUACUUGGUCCAUUUAUUUUAUCAAGUUUUGUCUUCAUAUGGUACCUAAAAAAGAAAGGAGUAGAUAGGCUUUUUUGUUUUUAGCAAUGAUAGGUUGUAGCAUAUCACAUAAAACUGGGGAAUGGUGAUGGGAGACCACUAAAAUCAGUGUGUGCCACAUCUGUAUGAUAUAUGCACACACACUGUGCUACUAGUGUUUGGUUUCAAUUUGAUUUUGUAUAUUUUAAUAAAAUCAAGUACUUGUAAAAUAA